This is a messenger RNA of Triticum urartu, 2530 nucleotides long. RefSeq lists its product as uncharacterized. The record is from RefSeq and is a predicted model, not a curated record. NCBI's taxonomy places the organism in Eukaryota, Viridiplantae, Streptophyta, Magnoliopsida, Poales, Poaceae.
CAAGUACUCAAGUACCAAGCCCGAGCCGGGGGGAUAGACAGAGAGAAGCAGAGGAGCAACGAGCGCGCAAGCCAUGAGCACUACCGUUGGAUCGCGCGCGGACAUGAGCAAUACUACUUUCAACCCGCCGACCAUCUCAUUGCCCGGUGCCCAGCAGCUAUGGAACCAGUGGGAGGUCCAAUGCCUGGUGCUGGCGAGCUUCUCCUUGCAAGUCUUCCUCCUCUUUUUCCCAGGAGUUCGAAAGCGCCGCAGGUCCAGCGUCCUCAGCUUGCUGCUGUGGGUUGCGUACCUGCUGGCAGACUACGUCGCAACCUUCACCCUCGGCCGCCUGGCGCUCCACCUCAAUGACCCACGCCACCAGCUCCUGCUCUUCUGGACGCCUUUCCUGCUCCUCCACCUCGGUGGACAGGAGACAAUUGCGGCCCUUUCCACGGAGGACAGCUUGCUGUGGAAGCGCCACCUCCUGAGCCUCGUCUCACAGGUCACGCUAUCGGUCUACAUCGUCACCAAGUCAUGGCACGUUGUCAGCACCAAGCAGCUUAUGGCGCCCAUGGUGCUGAUGUUUAUUUCUGGGACAAUCAAAUACUCAGAGAGGACAUGGGCGCUCAUGACCGCUGGCAGUUCCAUGACUCCCGAGAGCAGCUCCAUGUCAGACUCUGUGCUCAACGUAGAGAGUAAUGUUCUUGAUGAUGCAAAGUCAUAUUUCCAGAGGCUCCAUGAUCUUUUAUCAAGUGACAGCCAGGACAAGAUAGAUUACGAGGGCCUCGUGGAGGUGGCAGGGAAGGGGAUCAGGAUAUGCUUGGAUUUCUUGACAGACAUGACCCCUUUCUUGAUGUGGAACAAAGGUGACAUCAUUGACACCACCAUCGGCAAGUUAAGAGGUCUAAGGAAGCCAGAGCUCCGGCACCAGAUCGCCUACAAGUUGGCCGAGAUCCAGCUAUCACUCGUCUAUGACUUCAUGUACACCAAGUAUGGAGUGCUCCAGUACCACCUCAACCUCGUCUACAGUGGGGUCGAGCGGCUCGUCACAAUUGGCGCAAACUCUGCAGCGCUGGUGCUGUUCCUGAAGGCUGACCUGGAUGGGCAAUUCAUCGACGACGUCAGAGCUGAUGUCGUGGUGUCCUAUGUGCUGCUAGCCGGUGCUGUGGCACUGGACUUGUCCUCCACCUUCAUGGUCAUCUCGUCAUACUGGCCUUACCUGCCUGGCCGAAGCCCCUUUGGGAAUGAUGGAUUCCCAGGUAAGAGGGCAAUGUUCAAUCUGACCAGGCUUGUCCAUCCACUGGGGAAAGGGUUGUGGUCUGUGCAGAUGGCGCAGUAUAACCUGAUUGGUGAGUGCAUCCGCGAAAAGCAAGCUAAUCUGUUCAUGUGGGCUCUGCUGAAAGUUGGGCUUGUAUCUGACGUCAAGCACAUACAAGUAUCUGCUGACCUCAAGAAGUUCGUCUUCAGAAAGCUGCUGGACAUAGGGGCCACUAAAAAAGUAACCGAGUACUGGGAAAGGGACUUCAGCACAUUCCACGGCCAGUGGGCACGGUGGGCGCUCGAGGCGACGGCAGAAGGAAGGUCGAUCGAUCAGUCAAUCCUCAACCUGGAGGGCGGGACUGUCGCGGCGGUCGUCCUCAUGUGGCAUAUGAUCACUGAGAUGUGCUUCUACACGACAGCAGAUGAGGACAGCUCCUCCUCAAUGCACAGGGACAUUAGUAGGCAGCUGUCCGAGUACGUCAUGUACCUGGUCGGGAAAUGCAGUAUCAAGAACGCAAGCAGUGGCCAUUUCGAGUUUGGUAAGGUUCGGCGCGAUGUGAGGAAAGCUCUCACUCAGCAACGUUUCUCUGGAGGGCACCUGGAGCAAAGCAAGGUCAUCUUGUAUGGGUAUGAGGGGCAUGGGUUUUUCACCUCCCGUGCCAGUGCUACCGCCAAAGAGCUGCUUAAGAUCACAUGCCCAGCCGAACGAUGGGAGCUCAUAGCCACGGUGUGGACUGAGAUGCUUUGCUACCUGGCACAGAACUGCGAGGCGGCAUUCCACAUAAAAAAUCUAAGCACUGGUGGUGAGUUCGUCACGCACGUCAGGGUCUUAUCGAUCAUUCUGGGCAUUCCUUUUAUCCGGGAGGCAUCUCAAGCUGAAGCUGGAGAUGAGACCGAGUAUUCCGAUUCUACAAUGUUUUAAACCAAAUAGCCCGGAGGAUCCCAACUUCAACCCUUUUGAAGAAGAUGACCAUGUUGAAACGGAUUGUGUUGACAGAGAUGAAGCAGACUUCAUGUCUUGUGAUUCUAUAUUGCCACCUAUUCUGUAAUGAAACUCAAAGAGACUUGUGCCAUGUGAAACUCGUAAUUUAUAAGCGGUAUUGUAAGAAUUGUUAUAUAUAUAAGCUUGUGUUUGAGUAUUUACCGUAGAGCAACAACCCGAUUGUCGCUCCCACGGGGAGUCUGAACAUAGGACCUCGAGUGCUACUAAGGCUGCUGUAACCACUAGGCUACCACAGUUUCUAAAGUGUGAAACAUGAUUUUAUUAUAUAAUUAUGUUGGUGUGGUUUAA